Anopheles darlingi is the source of this 5022-nucleotide messenger RNA. RefSeq names its product ATP-binding cassette sub-family C member 4-like. Gene Ontology annotation, molecular function: ATP hydrolysis activity; ATP binding; ABC-type transporter activity. The transcript is spliced from 7 exons. The record is from RefSeq and is a predicted model, not a curated record. Gene Ontology annotation, cellular component: membrane. Gene Ontology annotation, biological process: transmembrane transport. Bases 803 to 4909 code for a protein of 1368 amino acids. Lineage: Eukaryota; Metazoa; Arthropoda; Insecta; Diptera; Culicidae.
GCAGCUGAUUGACCGACCGCAAUAGUCUUCGUGGGAUCUUGGAACCGUCAGGAGCAACUGUGUGCCGCUCAAUACCGUUAUCGUCCCCAAGUAUAUAAGGAUUCUCCAUCCUCGCUCCCUGUCUAACUCUCUCUCCCGAGUACUUGCGUUGUCUCUGUUACGCCAUGCGUCCCACGUAACAGCCCCCCAUUUACCACACCUACCGUUGCCAAGUGAAACAGCUGAUCGGGCCCCCGGUGACCGUGAAAAUAAGCCAGCAAAACCGAGCUGACCAGGAGUGCUAGUAGUGUUGGUUUGCCCUGUUGCGCCUGUGUCCGUUUCGCACGCCGCUCCUGGCGUCCAGCCAAACACGCGCUCAACAGAAGCGCGACAAAGUUUGCUCCCCAUCGGGGCUGCCCCAAGAUUUCUGGGGCUCGCAUUCCGUCCGAGGGAAAACUCGUUCGGGCGCGUUAGUUCUCGUUAACCCUUUGCGCGACGUUCAUAUCAAACGAGAGUGCUGGUGCCGGAGGUGACGCACUUGCUGCUUCGCGGUUGGGGCCUCGGGGUCUGGACAAACAUGGUGCUCAUUGUUUGCGCUUACUGCUGCUGUUGAGUAUGCUCAUUCGUGUCACCGCUCUAGUUCCUGGAGUGAAGUGCGUGAUAAAUCAAUCCUCAGACCACCGAGAUCAGUCAUUUAUCAGUGCGGCGUGUGCCAAACACAUAGUUCGCGUUGUAUCUUGCGCUCUUCCGUCGCUUCGCAACCAUCUCAUCUCAAAUCAACGUAGUCGUCGUCGUCAGUAGCACCAGAGUGAGUAGCGCCGUGAUGGAGGCGCCACGCGUUAAGCUUAGUCCGAACCCACGCCAACGGGCCGGCCUCCUGUCGGUGCUCACCUUCUGGUGGACGAUCGAUAUGUUCCGGCAGGGCAACAGGAAGCGGUUCGAGCUUCACGACCUCUACACACCACUCGACGAGGAUCAAGCCGAUCGGUUGGGUGAUCGGUUAGAGAGAUGCUGGAACGAACAACUAGCUCGCAAACAACGGAACCCUGCCUAUCAAUCGUCGCUAGUUCGAGCGAUCUUUCGUUCGCUAUGGAAGGAAUGGGCGAUCCUCUCGGUGUUGGCUCUGCUCGCUGAGGUUGUGUUGCGACUUGCGCAACCAAUCUUUCUCGGCCGACUGUUGCUCUACUUCCGGGCACAGAGUAAUAUCACGCAUCAGGAAGCCAUCUACUAUGCAAUCGCCAUGAUCGUGACGCGUGGCAUUAUCGUGCUCUGUGACAAUCAGUACGGCAUCCUUACCUGCCUGACCGGUGUAAAGACAAAGAUUGCAGUGUGCAGUUUGCUGUACCGAAAAUCGUUGCGCCUCUCGCGAACCGCACUGGGCGAUACGUCACCGGGGAAGGUGGUGAAUCUGCUAUCGAAUGACGUUAAUCGCUUCGACAUCGCUUCCUAUCUCGUGUGCUUCAUGUGGACCUCACCGGUGGUGAUGGUGCUGUCCGCCGUCCUGCUCUGGUAUGAGGUCGGUUGGGCCGGUGUGAUAGGCUUGCUAGCGGUGGCAAUCAUUACACCGAUUCAGUCGUACACCGGUAGCCUAACUUCCCGUUAUCGCCUACGGACCGCAUUGAAAACCGAUGAAAGGAUCCGGCUGAUGGAUGAAAUCAUUGCCGGCAUAGCCGUGAUCAAAAUGUACGCCUGGGAGCGCCCCUUUGCCAAGCUCAUCUCACAGGCACGCUACAAGGAACUGCGCGAGGUGCUCAAGAGUGGCUACUUGCGAGCCACCCACAUGACCUUCCAGCUCUUCACGACCCGUGCCGCCGUGCUAGGCGUUAUGCUAGCGUUUAUUGCACUGGAUGAGGACAUAUCGGCGGCGAAGGUAUUCGUAGCCACUAGCUAUCUUUCGAACGUUUCCUACACGAUGGCGGGCAUGUUCGGGCGUGGUGUUGCCGAGCUCGGUGAAGGAUUGGUGGCCACCCGACGUCUACAGGCGUUCCUAGAGUAUGAUGAGGUUCGCGAGGACCAGAAGACACAGAAAGUAACAGCUGGUCGCGAAUCGAACGGUCAUCUAGUGGAUAAUUGUGAGCCAGCAGAAAGAAAACGGUUGCUUCACGAGGACGAUCAUCCAGCGGAAGACGUGGCCAUAUCGAUGCGCAAUCUUACGGCACGUUGGACCGUUCCGAAUCAUUCCAUCACGGAAUCACCGAUCACGCUGAAAGACAUUAACGUUGACUUUGGGCGCGGUAAGCUUAUCGGUAUCGUCGGGCCGGUCGGAGCGGGAAAAAGCUCACUUUUGCAGGUCUUGCUACGGGAGCUUCCCGUCGAACAGGGUGCCCUCUUGAUGGGAACCAGCCCUUCGCCUACCAUCGCGUACGCUAGCCAGGAACCGUGGCUGUUCAGUGGAACACUCCGGCAGAACAUUCUCUUCGGGGAGUCAAUCGAACAGCAUCGUUACCGGCAGGUGCUGAAGGUGUGCGCUUUACAGCCCGAUUUAGCCCAGCUGCCGGCCGGUGAUAUGACGCAGAUAGGUGAGCGCGGAGUAUCACUGUCCGGUGGUCAGAAGGCACGAGUUUGCUUAGCCCGAGCUGUCUAUCGGAAGGUCGAUGUGUAUCUGCUUGAUGAUCCACUGAGCGCGGUUGAUGCUCACGUUGCCAAGCACCUGUUCGAGCUCUGCAUUGCAAAUGGAGGCUUCCUGACUCGACACAAUUCCCGGGCAACCCGGAUCCUCGUCACCCAUCAGAUACAUUUCCUCCAGCAAGCGGAUUGGGUCGUCGUAAUGAAGGAGGGUAGAGUCGCAGCUCAAGGAACUCCACAUGAUCUACAGGAACGGGGUAUCGAACUGGAGCACAUCGAAAAUCCGGAGGAGAAGGAAGCUCCGAUUGCUCCCAUGCACAGCAGAACGAUAUCGCACACCUCAACUUGCUCGAACGUUACAGUAGACAGUGUACAUCCGAUGGACGAUGGCUCCGAUGCACUAGGUGCGGAGCGGGAUCGUGUGACAAAGGAGGGCACAAAUGAUAAGCCACAUCGCGAUAAGCUACCUGGCUCAAAGGUGUUCCUGCAAUACGUUUCCAGCGCUGGCAGCUGGUUCAUCUUCGUCAUGUUGAUCGCCUUGUUUACAUUCACACAACUAGCGGUCAGCGUGACCGAUUGGUGGGUAUCGUACUGGACCACAGUCGAAGAACAAAGAGCCCUGCAACCUGCAAUACUACGGUCCUCUAAUACCACCGCGGACACUGAAGCGGCAGGACCUAACAUCAUCGGGCAGGAUAUUUGCGUUUACAUCCACGUAACGCUUGUAGCGACUAUUUUCAUUGUGGCCAUGACACGGGCGUUUGGGUUCUACAAAGCGUGCGGUCGUGCUUCCCAGUCAAUUCACGAUCGCGUAUUCCAGGGUUUCAUUGCCGCACCGAUGCGCUUCUUCGAGACGAACCCAUCCGGUGGCAUACUGAACCGAUUCUCGAAGGAUAUGGGUUCGAUGGAUGAGCUGCUGCCGAAAUCGAUCAUGGAUGCGACGCAAACGUUGCUCAUGUUUGCCGGUGCCAUGCUGGUAGUGAUGUUCGUUCAACCAUACUUCCUUGCCCCUAUUUUGCUUUUGCUAGCCGGGUUGCUCGUCACUAGGCGCAUCUAUCUACGAACUUCUCAGAGCACACGUCGCCUAGAGGCAGUUACCAGAUCACCGAUAUUUACGCACAUUGCUGCCACACUGACGGGAUUACCUACGAUACGUUCGUACGGUGUCCAACGGUUGCUCGUCCAGGAGUUCGAUACGCAUCAGAAUGUCAAUACAGGAGCCUGCUUCAUGUUUCACUCGGGUCGCAUUGCCUUUGGGUUGUUACUGGAUACGAUUUUCUUCCUCUUCUUUGCCUCGGUCACGCUGAGCUAUCUGUUGUACGACGACGAUGCCAUCGGGGCCAUCGUUGGGCUUGCAAUCACGCAGAUCAACAGCAUUGGCAGUCAGAUGCAGUUCGGCAUUCGGCAAAGUGCGGAGAUGUUUAAUCAUCUGGUAGCGGUUGAGCGUUUGUUUGAGUAUCGGAAUCUGACUCCGGAAGAAACCCUUGCAGUACCGGAGACAAAAUCAUCUGCAACACCCAGUAUUGCUGCUGUCGCAUCGAUCGUUCCAAGUGAAUGGCCUGCUCAGGGAGUGAUAGAAUUCUGUAACGUUGCGUUCCGUUACGCCGAACAGGAACCGACCGUUCUUCGGCAGCUAUCAUUCCGCGUGAUAGCACGCGAGAAAGUGGGCAUCGUGGGUAGGACGGGUGCCGGUAAGUCGUCCAUAAUAGCGGCCCUCUUCCGGAUGGCGCAGAUUGUUGAGGGAGAGAUCCGGAUCGAUGGCGUUAACACGGCGAACAUUAUGCUAGAGCAGUUGCGGUCGAAAGUUUCAAUAAUUCCGCAAGAUCCGGUCCUCUUUUCUGGUACCUUGCGACGUAACCUUGACCCUUUCGAGAGCUAUCCAGAUGCGGAUCUAUGGCGAGCGCUGGAACUGGUGGAGCUACGUGAACUGGCUAACGAAACAUCCUCAGGACUGGGCCUGCAUGCAUACGUGGCAGCCGGUGGGCAGAACUUUAGUGUUGGUCAACGGCAGCUACUGUGUCUAGCGAGGGCUAUUCUGCGCGGCAAUCGCAUCCUAGUGCUGGACGAGGCGACCGCCAACGUCGAUCCCGACACGGAUCGAUUAAUACAGCGUACGAUACGGGAGCAAUUUGUUGAUUGUACCGUACUGACGAUAGCACACCGGCUCAACACGAUCAUAGACUACGAUCGAGUGGUAGUAAUGGAAGGUGGACGUGCGGUGGAAUUCGGGCAACCGGCCGAGCUGCUCAAGCGCCCCGGAGGAGUUUUUAGGGAAAUAGUGCACGCUACCGGAUCCAACGAGGCCGAAAAUCUGCUCAAAAUGGCACAAAGUGCGGCAAAUCGAACACUAUCUCGAAUAGAAUAGCGCAAAUUUCAAGGGCUUGUGAUUGAACCGACUUCCAGUACAGUACUUACAGCAGAUAGAGUAAAUGUAUAUCCAUAUCUAUAUACGUACAAUAAAAUGUGUUGUAAACAUCA